GCCGGGCGUGGGGGCCUGUGGGAGGUGGUGCGGCCAGGCCCAGCUGCAGGGCGGAGGCGGAGGAGAGGCCUGCGGCGGCAGGAGCGGCCGGGCCGGGAGCGGGCGCCGGAUCCGAGCCGAGCCGGAGCGGGCGGCCAAGGCCGGCGCGGCGAGCAACAACCAUGUCGGUGUUUGGGAAGCUGUUCGGGGCUGGCGGGGGAAAGGCCGGCAAGGGCGGCCCGACCCCCCAGGAGGCCAUCCAGCGGCUGCGGGACACUGAGGAGAUGCUAAGUAAGAAGCAGGAGUUCCUGGAGAAGAAAAUCGAACAGGAGCUGACGGCCGCCAAGAAGCACGGCACCAAAAACAAGCGCGCCGCCCUCCAGGCGCUGAAGCGCAAGAAGAGGUAUGAGAAGCAGCUGGCGCAGAUCGAUGGCACGCUGUCCACCAUCGAGUUCCAGCGGGAGGCCCUGGAGAACGCCAACACCAACACUGAGGUGCUCAAGAACAUGGGCUACGCCGCCAAGGCCAUGAAGGCUGCCCACGACAACAUGGACAUCGAUAAAGUCGAUGAGUUGAUGCAGGACAUUGCUGACCAGCAGGAACUUGCAGAGGAGAUUUCCACAGCUAUCUCUAAACCUGUAGGCUUUGGAGAAGAGUUUGACGAGGAUGAACUCAUGGCUGAAUUAGAAGAACUAGAACAGGAGGAGCUAGACAAGAAUUUGCUGGAAAUCAGUGGACCCGAAACAGUCCCUCUACCAAAUGUUCCUUCUAUAGCCCUACCAUCAAAACCCACCAAGAAGAAGGAAGAGGAGGACGACGACAUGAAGGAAUUGGAAAACUGGGCCGGAUCCAUGUAACUGGGCCAGCGCAGCUGGGCCCAGACAGACUGAUGGCCUGCACAGCGGGCAGGCGUGUGCGUGUGGGGGCAGGCACGGCGUGGUGCAGGCAAGCUCCACCAUUCUUGAAUCUUACUCCAAAGCAGUAGGGCUGCAUCGCUGCUCACUCUCACAUCGCAUGGCCUGCACCCCAUGGGACGGGCAAGGGAGGGGGGCGGGCGGGUGGGAGGUGCCUGCUGUUUAUAAUGUUCAAUUUCUGUAAAAUAAACUGUAUUUGCAAAUCCAACAUUGAGCUUCUGGACUACGCUAACUCCACUGCUGACUCCUGCACAGAAAGGGUCGUGGGUUUGCAGUUGAAAUGAGCUGUAAAUGUAGCCUCUGUCCUCCGAAGUCAGGUGAGACAUCGCACCUCUCUUUGUAGGUACUGGCAGAAGAGUCGUUUUUUAAAAGCCGCAGGCUUGUCUUUGUCCUUCACUGUGCUGACACAUCUGACUCAAGAGCUGUAUCUCGUCUGUCCCCUGUGUACUGGGAACUGCGUACUGUCCCUACCCCUGUGUUUACCGCUCUGGCCCACUCCUUGCUCCCUCACCCCUGGUCUUUCAAAGUUUGUGACACUUGGUUUGAAAUGGAUGGUGUCGUCUGUCUCGAGAGCAAGUGAGAUUGUUUGCAUUCAAUUCCAGCUCUGCAGUUUUCUAACCUAGCUCUAUGUUCCGCGUUGCUGUUUGUGAUAACUGAUAGAUAACUCAUUGGAAACAUGUGCAUACAUUUAUAUUCAGAUGAAAUUAUGGUUUGCACUGUCUAUUAAAUAUCUUAAUUAAUUUUCA
Molecule: messenger RNA, 1639 nt
Organism: Ochotona princeps (American pika)
Lineage: Eukaryota; Metazoa; Chordata; Mammalia; Lagomorpha; Ochotonidae
Gene: CHMP4B
Product: charged multivesicular body protein 4B
Exons: 5
Coding region: 162-836 (224 amino acids)
Biological process (GO): vesicle budding from membrane; late endosome to vacuole transport via multivesicular body sorting pathway
Cellular component (GO): cytoplasmic side of plasma membrane; multivesicular body; ESCRT III complex
Source: RefSeq, a predicted model, not a curated record